Messenger RNA from Coprinopsis cinerea okayama7#130, 736 nucleotides. RefSeq lists its product as hypothetical. Lineage: Eukaryota; Fungi; Basidiomycota; Agaricomycetes; Agaricales; Psathyrellaceae. The coding region runs from base 45 to 602 and encodes 185 amino acids. The record is from RefSeq and is a predicted model, not a curated record. The transcript is spliced from 4 exons.
UACACCCAGUCUCUCAGCUUCAAGCCUUCCUCGAUCUAUUCGCGAUGUUCUUCCCUCGUGCUUUGUUCUCCGUCUUCGCCGUUGGCGCCAUCGCCGCCAUCGCCGCCCCCUCGGCCGUCGUCGAGAAGCGCGAGGAUAUCUCUGAUGUCCUCGCCAUCGUCGGCACCUUGAAGGCCAGCACCGAUAGCAUCUUGCCUCAAAUUGACAACUUGGUCAACAGCGACACUGCCACCGAGGCCAACCUCUCGCCUCUCCUCCAGGACCUCAGCGCCUCCAUCAACAGCGGUGCGACCUCCCUCGAGGCCCUCCGUGGCAAAGUCGACUCCAGUUCUGGUGGUACCGAAGAGCAAGUCGCUGAGGAAGUCGCUGUUAUCUACACUGACGUCGCCCACUCCUUGGACAACUUGAAGAAGAAGAAGCCCCAUCUCUACCCCCUUGUUCCCAAGUUCGGUCUUGACGCUGCCCUGCUCAAGCUUCUCCUCGGUUUGCAGCUCGUUCUCGCUGGUGUUAUCAAGCUCCUCGCUGUUCUCUUGAAGGCUGUUGGCGGCCUCUUGUCCGGCUUGGGCUUCACCCUCAUCCUGCUCCUCCUCGGUUUGUUCUAAGUGACGCCUCGAGGUCGCUCAUUCGGUCGUUCUUAUCUGGUUGGCAUUCUGUAUAAUGACCCUGGUGUUUCGUCCUGUAUUGUGUGUUUGAUAUGAUGAUUUACGAAUUGAACUUUUGUGCUUUUAUUACCAAA